AUGACGUUAGGUGCAGAAUUCAAUGUGGAAAGCUUAACAUCUAGAGUUUGGAACACAACAUUAAAUCGUCCCAAAGAUUUAUCCAAGCAAUUUCGAAAUUUUCCAACAUACUCCACUAUCCAGGCCCAUGAUGGCCACUGGCCUGCUGAAUCUGCUGGCCCUUUGUUUUUCCUUCCACCAUUGGUGAUAGCACUAUAUGUGACAGGAGCCAUGAAUGCAAUUCUCACACCUACACAUCAACUAGAAAUCAAAUGCUACAUUUAUAAUCAUCAGAAUGAAGAUGGAGGUUGGGGAAUACAUAUUGAGGGUCACAGCACAAUGUUUGGAUCAGUAUUUAGUUAUGUUACCUUGAGAUUGCUUGGGGAAGAAGCCGAUAGUGGUGCAGAGGACAUGGCAGUGGUUAAAGGUCGUAAAUGGAUCCUUGACCACGGUGGUGCAGUUGUGAUUCCUUCGUGGGGGAAGUUUUGGCUCGCUGUACUUGGAAUAUACGAGUGGUCAGGUUGUAAUCUAACACCACCUGAACUUUUGCUCCUCUCUUAUUAUUUCCCACUUCAUCCAGGCAAAAUGAUGUGUUAUUCUCUCUUAGUUUACAUGCCAAUGUCAUACGUAUAUGGCAAAAGAUUCGUGGGAAGAUUAACCAGCAGAUUAGUUCAAGCACUAAGGCAAGAGCUUUAUACAGAGCCGUAUCAGGAUCUCAACUGGAAUAAAGCAAGGAAUACAUGUGCAAAGGAAGAUCUCUACUUUCCACGUCCACUUGUUCAGGAUAUCGUUUGGGGUGUUCUUCAUAACAUUGCUGAACCUAUUUUAAGAUGUCAAUCCUUUUCGAAAUUACGAGAAAAGGCCUUAAAAGUUGCAAUGGAGCAUCUUCACUAUGAAGAUAAGAGUACUAGAUAUCUUUGUAUUGCAUGUGUGGAAAAG
Molecule: messenger RNA, 918 nt
Organism: Helianthus annuus (common sunflower)
Lineage: Eukaryota; Viridiplantae; Streptophyta; Magnoliopsida; Asterales; Asteraceae
Product: lupeol synthase-like
Exons: 7
Biological process (GO): triterpenoid biosynthetic process
Cellular component (GO): lipid droplet
Molecular function (GO): intramolecular transferase activity
Source: RefSeq, a predicted model, not a curated record